Molecule: messenger RNA, 2865 nt
Organism: Trichomonas vaginalis G3
Lineage: Eukaryota; Parabasalia; Trichomonadida; Trichomonadidae
Exons: 1
Coding region: 1-2865 (954 amino acids)
Source: RefSeq, a predicted model, not a curated record
AUGCACAUCACUGAACUUCCUUUAGCAGUCCCUAUUUUUGUUCUCCCGGCAGGUGUUGUUACUGAAUCAGAACUUGAAGUCAUAAACAAAUUAAAUGAAAAGACAACAACAAUCGAAACUAAAAAUGCACAUGAUUUUAAUGAAUUCUGCCUAAAAAGAAAACUCAAACAUGGUGACUCUUUCGAAGCUCAGUUUGUGCCCUUUAAUAACUUAGAUGAAUUUCUUCAAUAUUUCAAUAUUUUUAACUUAUCAGGCCGUUUUUCUUUCCAAGAUUGCUAUACAGUUGUAGUUCUUAUCGACUUUACAGUUAACCUCGAUGUAUCAAGAGUUCAGCAAAAUUUCGAACAAAUUUUUCAAAAUGCAAAAUUUUCUAAGCGCAUUGUUUACUUUUUAUAUAACUGUCCUGCAGACGAACUUGUAGAAAUUCCAAGAUUUUAUCAACUCCUUCAAUCAUUUAAUUUAUCCACGUCUACACAAACAAUUACUAAUUUUGUUAAACCUCAUGUAAUUGAUUCCAUUAUGAUGACGGACAGAUUCGUUAAUUACGCAGGCAAGAAGAAAUUCGCCCACGCCUACGAGUCAGAUACGCCAAAUGCGUUUAGAAUCGUAUCUCAUGACCCAAAUAUGGUUAUUAAGUCAAUUGAACAGUUUCCAAAAGCAUCGGACGGUUCACCGGAGAUGGUUGCCGCUAUCUGCGAAUUACACGCCCUUGUUGAUGAAAAAUAUCGAGGAUUAAUUAAGCCUCUUUCUAAGUCUAUGCUCGAAUUGUCACCAUGGUCGCUAAACGAAUCCGAUUCUCAGGCAUUUUGCUCGUUUUCUGCUGCUUGUGGAGCUUAUUUGAAAUUUAAUAAAUUUACAAAAGCGGUUGACUGUGCUUUACAUGCUAUGAAGAUGGAGCAGAAGGUUAUGACAGACAAAUACAUCUUAUCUAUCAUAGCAAAUCAUAUUUCUGAUGACAUGGAAUACAGAUCUUGGUGUUUUAUCAAGAUUCUCGAAGCAACGAACAAUUUUCAUAAGGCUGCUCUCGUUUCUUAUCGAGUUGGGCAAGCGUUUAAGAAGCACGAGCCAAUUCAGGGCCAAAUUAAAAAAUGGAUCGAUUUUAUGAUCGAAUCCAUCAGAAUUUUCCACUCUAGAAACGCUAUGGGUAUAGAGCUCAAGACAUUGUUCAGUGGAAUACUGUCGGAAAUCUUAGAAUCCGGACUUCCUAUUUCAUUAUACCAAUCUAACAAAUUAUUCAUCGAGAUAUUUGCAUUACAAGGUCCUUUAUUGCCUCCAAACACACAGCGCGACUUAAAUAGCUUCUUAUUAACAGCUUCAAACAAUGAUACGAAUUAUUCUUACAAAUUCCCAUUUUCAAUCAUUCAAGCUGAGGCUAUUCCACCUCAAGCAUCAAUACAACUUCCGAAAACUAUGAGUUCAGUGUUUAUUUACAAUGCAGUUUCAAAAUCAAACCAAAACCUCGUAAUUCCGGUCGGAUAUCCACAGAGAAUCGCAGCGAAAAUCCGAAAUCCCUACAAAAUACCUAUAAAAAUCUCAUAUUUGGUCAGCCACGUUGACGGUUUACAAUGUGAGCGUCACAACGCAGAUUUCAAAGCUCUUUGUGAUACAGACGUCAUCUGCAAUGUUACACCGCUCGUAGAAGGCAGCUUUACCAUUGAUUCUCUCAUGGUUUGCAUGUACGAUAUUCCUACAAUGGUAAAAUUACCUCAGCCCAUUACAUUUAAAUCCGUUGCCAAUGCCCCAACAUUUACUGUACGAACAGAUCUUCCAAACAACAAGACAAUUGAGGCAUAUGACGGAGAAAGCCUUACUUUCCAUGUUUGGGUACUUAAUACGUCAUCUCGUACAGAGAUAUCACAAGCACAGCUCCAAUUCAGACCAGAUGUCAUUCAUACAGUUACAUGUUCAGCUCAUGACAUGUUCAUUGAGCCAUUUGACGAAAGAUCUUUCACUAUUACAUUCGUGGCAAACACGGGAAUGAAGAAUCUUUCAUUCUCCGUUGUCUGUACCACUUCUUCUAACGUAACUUCCAUACUUUCCAUUGACCGACCAAUUAACGUUGUCCCAGCGAUUACAAUUUAUUCUAUUUACCCAUUACCACUUGUUCCAGAAGUUCCUUUGACUCCCCAGUCCAACAUAGUAUUCCUUGCCGUAGAACUCCUCAAUUCUUCAUCGGAAGCACUGAACGUAAAUUGCUCUUUCGAUCGAUCGGCUGGGGAAUUCCCCGGCGGUUUUAUCGGCUCAGAAAAGUUGAUCGGCGCCAUAGCUGGAAAUGGCAACAACUAUGUUUUCUUAUUAGCAGCAGCACGUGAUGAACUGAUGAAGUGCAUUGAGACAUUUAAUGAUGCACAACGAGCUGCAGCAUUGAGAAGUCACGUUGAAACAGUAACAAACAAAAAACUGACUUCUAACGAAUUCAAAGUUAUUCGGAAACAAGCUGCCGUUGGAUCUUUCUUCGAGAAACACUUGUCCGUUGAAUGGAACUCAGCAAAUGGAAGAAAUGGAAAGGUUGACAUGAGACUCCUUCAACCAGAAAAAUCUGUAAUAGAUUUAAUUGAAGCAGAAAACGUGACAGUUUCAUUGAAAGUAUUGAAUUCAUAUGGUCAUGAAAUACAGCCUGACAAAGUUCCUGUCAACAGCGAUAUCAUGAUUAUUGUGACAACAUCGAAAGAGUGCAAUUCGUGCUCUAUAAUGAUGUUUAACGAACCAAAUGUUGUUUGGGAAGAUUCUUUGACACAAGAAUUGAAUUCUUCUGAGUUUAAGUUCAAACUGUACUUCAUAGAACAGAACACGUACAACUUCACAGUCAGAUAUACAGUGGAUGGAAGAGAAUUGAAGUCUCCAUUCACUGUAACUGCUUUAUAA